Molecule: messenger RNA, 6847 nt
Organism: Mugil cephalus (flathead mullet)
Lineage: Eukaryota; Metazoa; Chordata; Actinopteri; Mugiliformes; Mugilidae
Gene: mcf2la
Product: mcf.2 cell line derived transforming sequence-like a
Exons: 32
Coding region: 818-4582 (1254 amino acids)
Biological process (GO): intracellular signal transduction; positive regulation of Rho protein signal transduction
Cellular component (GO): cytoplasm; extrinsic component of membrane
Molecular function (GO): protein binding; guanyl-nucleotide exchange factor activity
Source: RefSeq, a predicted model, not a curated record
AACACUUAUUCAUGUCUAUGAUGUGUUGGGCUUUUCUGCAGCGACAACUCCCACACUUUCUGUUCCCCUUUCUCCGAUUUGCGGCCGUGCCGAGAAAAAAAAACAAAAAACGAAAGUGAGUUUGUCCUCUUUCUUUGGGAAAGCUCUCGAAAAUUCUGUUGACUCCUUUGUUUCCAUGAGCUCCGGACAUCCCCCUGGUGCUGCCUCAGUGAACUCGGCUGUUAGAAGUGUCACAUUGUGGCGCAUGUGGGACUCGUCGUGGUCUUUAUUUAGCUUGGCAUAUCACCACGUCACAAGAUCCCAGUCCAUAUGACUAAGGGCAUGCGGCUCUAUUGUCAGGCCGGUGAAAGGAGCCACUGUCAGGGGACUGGUAAUUGGAAGGGGAAUUGGACAAAUUUGCUUUGAUUGUUCUACCAGAAGUCAUCAGGUGUGUGUGUGUGUGAAAGAGGGCCACUUAUCUAAUGCAAGGCCGCAUUUGGCGUUGAUGCAUGUUUACAACUCAAAACUAUUUUGAGCAGAUUUUGACUUGACAUCAUGUCGAAGAAGAUUAAAAAAAAAAACGCAAAAAAAUAAAUAAAAAAUUUGCAGGAGAAUAUACCUAUAAGGUAUUUGCCUGAAUAUCUACUACCACGCGCUUUAACUUUUUAGUCGAUGCUAGCACACGUCGCGUCACAUCUGCCGUAAAUCAACACUAACACCGAGGCGCAAACAGAUAAACUACCGCCCGGUUUAAUGGCAAGAUAAAAUUAGUGUCUCUGAUUUCGUUAACACCACAGACGAGGGAAAUUUGUGUUUUGGUACACAGAGGCGUGUUGUUAUGUGUUACGCAAUUGCAGAAGUGGCUCCAGUGGUGGCCUGUGCGUGCCUCCUCUCCUCCCCUCCCCUCCCCUCUUUCUGCGUGCCGCUGACCAAAUUAAAUGGACAGGCCGCCGGCCCCUGUUCUUAUUAUUACUCCCGCCCGCGAUCGCAUGCACGCUCCCUCGUGGUUUCUCCUCCUCAGCCCGACGAGCCACUUGAGCCUCAGCACUCGCGCUCCUUUCGGAGGCCGCGCCGUUCAUGUGAAGGGGAGAGUCCGCGGAGCUCGCGUGUCCUUGGGGCGAGGAUGGGGCAACAGACGUCUGCGCAGGAAGACCUGGAUGAAACGCCGGAGGUGCUGUCCGUAGUCAGCGAUGACAUCGUGCAGGAGGAUGGUCCUCUGUGUGCAGCCGAAAUCGGCUCUGGACUCCAGAAGCAGUUCGCCAUCCUUCCAGGGGGCCGCGGGGCCGAUGGCAGCCCGAUCAUCGUCUUCCCAGAAUUCCCAGAGUUCGGCGAGCUGGAGGAGGGGGAGGUCCAAAAUGUCCUCACCUACCUCACGAGCAUCCCCAGUGUUGCGGCAUCAGGAGUGGGCUUCAUCCUGGUCAUCGACAGACGGCUGGACCGAUGGGCCGCCGUCAGGGCCACCCUGCACCGCAUCGCAGGUUCGUUUCCAGCAUCCAACAUAAAUUUGGUUCUGGUGCUGCGUCCCAAUACUUUGUUCCAGCGGACUCUGUCAGACUUCCUGUUCAGGUUCAACAAGGAUGAGUUCAAGAUGAAGGUGGUGAUGCUGAGUUCGGUGACCGAGCUCCAUGCGUACAUUGACCCAGGACAACUUACCACGGAGCUGGAAGGCACACAGGAAUACUGCCACGACAGCUGGAUCUCGCACCGCACUGCCAUCGAGGCUUUCGCCCUCAUGGUGAAGACCACGGCUCAGACCCUGCAGGCGUUCGGCACCGAGCUCGCAGAGACGGAGUUGCCCAACGACGCCGAGGCCACCACCAACCUGCUGCACAUGCACACUCUGAAGAAGGAUAAAAUGAAGGAGGACCUGCAGGUGGCGCUGUCUCAAGGAAGACGCUUGUUGGACUGUAUCAACGAGCCUCUACAGACAGACCCCGAAUACAACAUGAUGCACGAUGAAAUGGAAAACUUGGCGACUGUACAGAGGCUGCUGGGUCAGCUGGAUGAAACGGAGACGGCGUUUGACGAUUUCUGGGAGCGUCACCGCACCAAGCUGGAGCAGUGUCUGCAGCUCCGCCACUUUGAGCUGCACUUCCGUGAAGUGCGAGCCCAGCUUGAGGUGACAUCGGAGCGGUUGUCGGGCUUCUCGGAGGUCAGCGUGAGCCCCGCCCACGCUGAGCACGUCCUCAAAGAACUCACCGGCCACGAGGACAAGGCCUGUGACUUGCUAGACCUUGCCUUGUCCUUGGCCAACGACGGCGACAUGCUGAUAGAAAACUCCCACUACGCCGAGGACUCCAUCAGGCCAAAGUGCAGCGAGCUGAGAGGGGCGUGCGAGGAGAUCAGCUCGACUCUGAGGAGCAAGAAGAGCCUCCUGCUCCAUGCUUUGGAGCUCCACCACGCUCUGGAGCAGGCAUCCCGGUGGUGUGAGGACGGCAUCUUCCUCCUGGCGAGCCAGCCAGUGGACCGCUGUCAGUCUCAGGAUGGAGCUGAAGCAGCUUUGCAAGAACUGGAGAGAUACCUGGAUACGGCGCCGCUGCAUACGCUCACUGACCGCAGCGCCAUCUGCUGCCAGUAUGAGGCGGUGCUCAACACUCAACUCAGGGACCAGAUAGAGAGAGUUUUCCAGAAGCAAGGCUCAGUCCAGGAGAUGUUUGAGAAGAGACGCGUCAGCCUGAAGAAACUCGCCGCCAAACAGACUAGACCAGUUCAGCCAGUAGCACCAAGACCCGAAGUCAAGUCUCCACACUCAUCCCCCAUACAAGAAAGAAAAGAGAGGAGAUACUCGGCAGAUAACGUUAUCUGCAAAAAGACGGAGUCCCCAAUACAUAACGGUGGCACGCGACACGCUUCUCUUUCAGAAGAAGAAGAAAACCUGGCAGUACUUCGGCGUCACGUGAUGAAUGAGCUGCUGGAGACCGAGAGAGCAUACGUGGAGGAGCUACUGUGUGUGCUGGAGGGCUACGCAGCGGAGAUGGACAACCCCGCCAUGGCUCAUCUCAUCCCCAGUACAUUGCUCAGCAAGAAGGACGUCCUGUUUGGCAACAUGCCUGAAAUCUACCAGUUUCACAAGAGGACGUUUCUGAAGGAACUUGAAGCGUACACGGACUGCCCCGAACUAGUGGGCCGCUGCUUCUUAGAGCGGAUGAGGGACCUGCAGAUCUACGAGGCUUACUGCCAGAACAAACCUCGCUCGGAGAGCUUGUGGAGGCAGUGCUCCGACUGUGCCUUCUUCCAGGAGUGCCAGAAGAAGCUGGAACAUAAACUUGGUUUGGACUCCUACCUCCUUAAACCUGUCCAGAGAAUCACCAAGUACCAGCUACUGCUCAAGGAGUUGUUGAAGUACAGUAAAGGCCGCGAUGGCUGCGACGACCUCCAGGAAGCCCUCUCCUCCAUCCUGGGAAUCCUGAAAGCUGUUAAUGACUCCAUGCACCUCAUUGCCAUUACAGGAUACGAGGGUAACCUGUCGGAGCUGGGUCGCCUGCUGAUGCAGGGCUCCUUCAGCGUGUGGACGGAGCACAAGAAAGGCCACGCCAAAGUCAAGGACCUGGCCAGGUUUAAGCCCAUGCAGAGGCACCUGUUCCUCCACGAGAAGGCCCUGCUCUUCUGCAAGAGGAGGGAGGAGAACGGGGAGGGCUACGAGAAGGCGCCGUCCUACAGCUUCAAACACUCGCUCAGUAUGAGUGCGGUGGGUAUUACGGAGAACGCGAAAGGCGACAACAAGAAGUUUGAGAUUUGGUGCAACUCCAGAGAAGAAGUCUUCAUAGUCCAGGCUCCGACGCCAGAGAUUAAAACAACGUGGGUGAACGAGAUUCGCAAAGUCCUCACUCAGCAGCUCCAGGCCUGCAGAGAUGCCAGCCAGCAGAAGAGCUCGGACUCAGUUUCACCGAGCCCCACCAGCAACACCUCCAUCUCCCUCAGCCCCUUCCGUGGCGGCGCUCAGAAGAACCAGAAGAAGCAGGAGGAGAAGAAGGCGGAGCCGAGCCCGACCUCGGACGCCACCUCCUCUUCCUCGCCAAAGCACAAAGAUGAGCCGGUGACCAGUCCCACCACUGACAGGUCCUCGGUGGCUAAAAAGCGUUUUACUUUGCAGGGCUUCAGCAAUCUCAAGAGUCCGAAAGGCUCGGCUCUGAGCCCAGAGCACGGCUCCAAACGCCACUUGGUCAAGAGUGACCCCACGCCGUUUGGGUUCAAAGGCUGGAACAAGGCGUCUCUGUCAGUGGACGCCUCCGAAGAGAACGACGGGUACUCCAGCGGCGAGGACCCCAUAAACUCAGACCCUGAGGAUGAAGUAGGAAAGAAGCUGGCUCCGGGAAAGUACACCGUGGUGGCAGACUGCGAGAAGGCGGGACCUCAAGAGCUGUCUGUCAAGAGCGGAGACGUGGUUCAGCUGAUCAGAGAAGGAGAGGAGGGACAGUGGUUUGUGAAGAACCUUCGCAGCAGUAAAGAGGGAUGGGUGGCAGCUGCAAACCUCCUCAGCCUCAUCUCAGAGUCCAAGUCGUCACAAUCACUCAGCAGCUCAGAUGGGAGCGUUUCUGGGAACCUCAGCACUUCCUCCAGCUGCAGUGAGACCUACACCAGCUACUCUGACAUCAAACCCUGACUCUUAUUCCACGGCAUGAGAACACUUUCAGGUGGAUUCGCGAAAGCUCGAGCGGACCGGAGGACAAGAAUCAGUGUUCUCCACACAGCCGACCACCUCACAGUUCGUCAACCAAAAACAAUCUCUCUGCGAAUGUGACGAGUGUCGUGGCUGAGCGCUAUCUACGCCCACCUUUUCUGAGCAUUCGCAGUCGUCCGUCGAGUUUUGUACUUUAAUUUGAAUCUAGUCUUAACUUCAAAAAAAAAAAAAAAAAAAAGAGUAUCAGCAUGUUGGUGGAGUUUUUCAGUUCAUUCCUAUUCAGGGAUCAGUUCUUAAUAAUCUAUCGCUUCCUGACUAUGUAGCAUUGGAGGGGACGUUUCUUAAAGAGCAUCUGCGCCGAUUUCUGCGUCACCAGAGGACGAAAGCCGUCGGCGGCCGAGCCCCCUUUCGUGUCGACGGCUUUGCAGCUCAGCGGCAGAUUCUUGCGCGAGGCGUCCCGAGACGCUAUCGGACUCGGUAUUUCGCAUGACACGUCGGCUUUGGUGUCAGACACUGAUCGCACACUGUGAAAACUAGCGGGUGGCUGCAAUGAGAAAUGUGCUUUCAGGCGCGGGGCGGGUCCAAUGUUUUUGUACGUGGGACACGAACGGGGCAGAGGGGGGUUAAAUCCUCGUGGGGUCAAAGGGCGGCGGCUCAUGGGCUUCCCUUAAAAAAAAAAAAAAAAAACAGUUAAGUCAGCGCCACGAGGUGAAUGUCGCCAACAGCACCACCUGGUGGUCUUACACUCGCACACAGAGAGCGGCAGCUUGGACAACUUUUGCACCUCCUUUUUUUUUUCUUUUUUUUUUCUAGAGGGAUUGUACAACUCUGAACUGCUCUGGAUUUACCUCUCAGGAAGAAGAUGUGCGAGCAGGCGGGUGUGACCGCAUACCUGCUUGUUCCUCGCAGUGUCUCUGUUAACGUGUGUGUGCAUAUUUGCCCGUGUGUGCGCGCGUGCUUCUUCUCAAAGCCCCAGGAAGCCUCACUUGUUAUUUUAAAUCGUAAAAGCGUAACAAUAACAACAAAUCCACCUCCAAAAAGUCCUGAUAUAAGAACCUCCCGGCGCAACAGCUGCAUGUUUUUGUGUUGCUGCGCUCACCUAUCUUUGGUGCGCGCCGGCUGCGACAAAAGCGCGCUUUGUCCUCUGCCUUUGCUCCCAGCCCCGUUCAAGCAUGUGACAGCAAACCACUUCUCCGCAAGUCGGGCUAACCGAGGCGGCCCAGACCUGCUCGACGUGUUUGCACCUCCGGCCCGAGCGCAACGUUUGUUUACUUGACAUCACAAUGUAGCCGUCGCGGUUUAAAAGUCUGACUUUUUGGUGUGAAUUACACAAGCGAGGGGGGGGAAGGUGAUCCCACCCCCCUAGUUGGUCCGGACUGCUGUCAAACCUCUGACGACCAGCUGUUCUUAACACACAAGGAAACUGUGCUACUCUGAAACCUGAAUGACAUCUUGCCAUGUUUUUUUUUUUUUUAUACACAACCCAAGGUUUCUACUGUACCCCCACUGUAAAACAACCUCUUUGUUUUUUUUUUUUUCCAUCUAUAAUGCUGAAUGUGUGAGCCUGGAAAGUGCAGCAGGCCGUCGCACUAAAACCAGCCCCACCCGUUUAUUACUCCGGCUGGACCGUAUUUGUCCGCCCCGGCUCGACAAAGCCGCGAUCAACACCACCGUGGGUUUGUUACCGUUUGGUGUCAGACUGUGAGCUAAACCAGACAGCGGGGGCCGGCGUCACGUUGCCGAUCCGUGUACAGAUGUGUCCUCUAUACCUCACGCUGUUUUCCUCAAGAGCAUGUAUAUUGUCGAGAGGAUUUGUGGGUGUCUUUGUCUUUGUGUGUGUGUGUCAUCGCUCUUUGUGGCAUGUUCUUCACAGCCCCACUUUUAAACGUCUUCAGCGAACUAUUUUUUACCAGGCACUGUUGUGUAUAUUGUGAGAGUUUAUUUUCUUGCCCUCUUAAUAAAGCUGACACGGGCACUAAACUUGUCAGUGUUUGAUCACGGCCACACAAUAAAGCUUUGUACUUUUGACUCUGGGGCCGGAGAGAGAAGAGAAAGGGUUAUAUUUUUUAGUUUCUGUUUAUGCAGCACAUUGCGGCGUCUUUAUUUUCCUACUGUAUAUCUACCGAGUAUGGUGUCGAUAUAAGAAUAUUAUAAUGAGACAUAUCUGUGUAUAUUUGUAAAUAUGUAAUUCUGACUUGUAUGUAAAAUGAAAAGCAGCUUUAAUAAAGUCUGAGACGGUUUCCUCUA